Messenger RNA from Ooceraea biroi (clonal raider ant), 2681 nucleotides. RefSeq names its product protein Wnt-11b-1. Gene Ontology annotation, molecular function: cytokine activity; frizzled binding. The record is from RefSeq and is a predicted model, not a curated record. Gene Ontology annotation, biological process: canonical Wnt signaling pathway; cell fate commitment; multicellular organism development. Gene Ontology annotation, cellular component: extracellular region. Lineage: Eukaryota; Metazoa; Arthropoda; Insecta; Hymenoptera; Formicidae.
CAGACUCCCUGCCGAGCCGGACGCACCGUGUCACGGGAAAGUUCGCCGAAAUCGCCGCAGAUCCUGAAGGAUCCCGACGCGUGCCGUCUGUUCCCCGUGUCCGCGGCUGCGACCGCAGUUGUCCCUGGUGUCCAUGGUGUCCCUGGUGCGUCCGCGAGCAGCCGGUGGAAGCAGCCAGUGUGAUCCGCAAUUUUCACAAAAGAGUCCCGAGAUUCGGAAGAGUUAGAUCGAUCCGUCUGGAUCGGAGGAUCUGAGGGAACGUGUCUCGAGUCAGCGAUUUGGCUGGAAGAGGCGCGUGAUCGAUCGGCAGAGUGCGAUUGGCAGAUUUGAGAUCUGUUGCAGUGAGGUGUAACUUGCCGCGCUGCAUGUGGAUGUCGUACUUUGAACGCUUUGUGAAACCAUUAUCAUCGCGCUUCGAAAACGUGUUUUGAGUUCCGAGAGACAAAACGCGUGAAGAUAUAGCUUCAUCGACUCUUCGCAAACGGGCGAUUCGUCUCCGCAGAGUCGUGGCAGUAGUUUGACGAGUUUAACAUUGUCAGGAAGGUCAAGAGGUGAAUCCAUCACCUUCUUCACUUCGAAAAAAUUGAUUUGGAAAGGCUGAUCGGAUAGUGCGAUGCUGAUCGCAUAAGAAUAUCGAUACUCGGCGAGGAUGCUGCGCGCGAGGAGCUAGGCAAGAAGAGACUUCUCAUUGAAGAUUGAAGAUUGAAUCUUGAAAUCUCCGCUCUUUCCUGGGACCCCGGAGAAAUAUCGCGACUUUUGAACGGCAACCGCGGCGAGGUAAAGGGCGAUGGACGCGACGGAGAGGUCUCGCAUCUUCGCGAAGCGAUUCGCGCGGCGCCGAGGGAUGGCCGGCGCUCUCUGAAAGCGCGGCCGGGAAAUCGCCAAAUCGGUUUUUCGAUCGGCUCUUUUUCGGGACGUGCACGAGCACGGACACGAGGCGGCAAUGUUGGCCCUCUAGAAAUGCGAAACGGGAAAAGAUGCGGAUAAAGAAGCGAAGCGUUCCCGUUGGGGUCUGGCUACUGCUGCUCGUGCUGCUGGCCCAAGAUGGCAGAUGCAUAAAAUGGCUCGGCCUCGGUCGCGUCAGCGAGACGCACCUGUGGACCAGAGAGGCGUGCACCAGUGCGAAGGGCGCUGGUCUGCUGGAGAGAAAACAGGCGAGGGCUUGCAGGGCCACGCCGGAUGUCAUGCCCAGCUUAGUGCAAGCCGCUAAGGACACGUCGAUGGUGUGCAAGCAGGCGUUCCGGCAUCGCAGAUGGAAUUGCAGCAGCAUCGAGCGCGCGCCCAACUACACACCCGAAUUGCUCACAGGAACGAGAGAGCAGGCCUUCGUAUACGCGAUGUCGGCCGCCGCUGCGGUUUGGCGACUCGCACGAGGAUGCGCUCUGGGGAGCCUCGCGGCCUGUUCCUGCGCCACCCCGCCGCGAAGGGAGCCACCCGCCCCCUCCGCCCUUAUCUCGCCGUCGUCCUUCACCGCCAUGUCCGUCUCCUUCGACACGCUGUCCGUGAGGAACUCCUUCAAGUGGGGCGGCUGCGGGGACGACGUGAGAUCCGCCUCGAGGAUGGCGAAGCGGUUUCUUCAGGGCGCGACGCCGCCCGGUACCAGCGGAACCGCGAAGUUCAUGCACGCGGUUAAUAUGCACAACAAUAGGGCGGGUCGGAGGGCGGUCGAGCAAUCCUUGACCUUGGAGUGCAAGUGUCAUGGGGUGUCGGGGUCCUGCAGCGUGCGUACCUGCUGGCGCGGCCUGGGCGCAUCGGGGCCUUCCGCCGCCGGAAGUCGUUUGCUUCGCAGAUACGCUACCGCGGCCGAGGUCAGACCGAGAUCCGGCGGCAGACUACCGCCCUUGUACCACCACGACAACCUGCUGUACACCACCAAGAGCCCGGACUACUGCCUGCCGGACAAGAAGAGAGGCAGCCUCGGCACGAUCGGCAGGCAAUGCAACGGGAGCAGUUCCGGUUACGAGGGCUGCGAGUACCUUUGCUGCGGCCGCGGCCACGUCAUCAGGACCGAAGAGAUUAGGGAGAGAUGCGACUGCAAGUACAUCAGCUGCUGCUACGUAAAGUGCAAGACGUGCAGGCGGGUCGUGAAGACGUACGAGUGCAAUUGAGGAUACGAAGAAGGAGGAGAAGAUACGCGCGGAUCCAAGAGGACAAUUAAUACGCGAGCGAUGAUACGCGCGAGAGAGACCUUAAUCCACUACUCGAAAUAGGAACGCGAUGCAAUUGCACCGGCGAAUUAGACCGAUCGUAGAGACCGAAUUAAUCCCGCGCGGGACACGCGCGAGCGUGACAGUCUCGCGUUCAUCUCGAGCGGGAUUCACGCGUUCAAGAUGAAGAUGAGAAGAACUUGAUUACGCGGCUAAGAAAAAGGAGAAACGCGACGCUAAUUAUUGUUUAGGCGAUAAAUUAUUUACCGUGAAUGUGUAACUGGCAGUAUGUAAUAGGGGAGUUAUUUAUGGCGUACCAUUUGCUAUUUAUUCGAUGUGCGUGCGUGUGUGUGUCGAAGUGACGAAGCCCGUGAUUGUCGUCCGUACGACAAUCGCGGAACUUAACGUAUAAUUUCGUUCGUCGAUGCUUCGCGACUUUAGUCGUAGAUAUUAGGGCGAUGUACAUAGAAUAAUGGCCGACUUCAAUGUAACCCGCAAAUUACGUUCUACAAUACAAAUGCUUGAGAAAUCACA